Nymphalis io (European peacock) is the source of this 1713-nucleotide messenger RNA. Its product is annotated as protein phosphatase 1 regulatory subunit 14B. Gene Ontology annotation, biological process: regulation of phosphorylation. The transcript is spliced from 6 exons. The record is from RefSeq and is a predicted model, not a curated record. Gene Ontology annotation, cellular component: cytoplasm. Bases 207 to 662 code for a protein of 151 amino acids. Lineage: Eukaryota; Metazoa; Arthropoda; Insecta; Lepidoptera; Nymphalidae. Gene Ontology annotation, molecular function: protein serine/threonine phosphatase inhibitor activity.
GCCAGUCUUGAUCCGCGCGUUGUUCGUUACGUACAUAUUAUAGUGAUUAUAUUGUAUCAAGUAUGCUAACAGUGUACGGCGGAAUUUUGCGAGUUUUGAAUUAGUAUCCAGAGGAGCGAAGCCGGCCUCUCAAGCGACUAUAGUCUUCCCGAGGGACACUAACUUCCGACACGAUCUCGAGCCGCAACAGCGGCGGCGGCAGCGGCAUGGAGUGCGGCGUUGCGGCGGCGACGGGCGCGUUCCCGGCGCGGGCGCAUCCCCCGCACCCGCCUCACGCCGCUCACCCGGCGCUCUCGCCCACCGAGCGCUCGCCUGCUAAAGCCGGACUACACGUCAACUUUAGUGAUAAGGGCGAGGUUAAAGAGAGGCGUGAAAAAUUCCUAACAGCCAAAUAUGGGAGCCACCAGAUGGCGCUGAUCCGCAAACGUCUCGCCGUCGAGAUGUGGCUGUAUGACGAGCUGCAAAAACUCUAUGAAACCCCGGAGACGACGCCAGCUGGGGCCUCGCAGGAGGUAGAGGUGGACAUCGACGAACUGCUGGAUAUGGACAACGAUGAUCUGCGCCGGCGGCACCUCACGACAUUAUUAGCAGAUGCGAAGAAACCACAAAAAGAUGUUCAUAAAUUCAUCAACGAGCUCUUAGAAAAGGCUAAAACUCUUUAAGUGUAAGCGGAACCAAAUCUCAUAAGACGAAGAGGAGACGCGUCGCAGUUGACGGUGUGCAAUGUUGUGUUGUGAGCGCCUGAGCCGUGAUCGUGUGCUUGUAGCCUUGUACAUACCGUAGCGUACGCGCCGCCCCAGCGGUAGCCGCUAGUCGCAUUAGCAAUAAGAAUCGUAGGGUAUAAUUGAUUAGGACGACAUCGGUGUCUCGUAACGUAUUUGUAAUACAUUUAUGCUUUCACCUAACAAGGAUAGACGGAAAAUUGUAAUGCAAAAAACAUAUCAUCGUUUUAUGAAAACCUUGAGGGCUCGCGGACGCGGUGCUUGCAGUCCGACAUUCUAUCUCUAAUACGCAAUUUUAAAAUUUGUAGAUAAAACAAUGUUUUAAACCAAUCAUAUUAUUGUUUUAUUUAGAUUUUAUUAAUAAAAAUAUCGAUGAUGUUUCUUGCAAUCUCAGAAAUUGGCCUAAUUCAUUUAAAAAUAUUAUUAUUAGUAGUGAAAUGUUUUAUUACAUAAAUAGUAUGUACCUAUUGGCAUAUUCUGCUCAUGGUAUAAGUUAUUACAGAAAUUUUUUAUAAAACAAAGCUUACCAUUUCUUUAUAGAACCAAUUUUGUUUUGCAAAGGACUCGAUGUGAUGUUGCAUAUGUUGGUUUUAUUAAAUGAGUGAUACAGUCACCGAAAUAUAAAUCUUAAGUGUUUAUGUAGUUACGUAUUAUAUUUGCUCAUAAUCUUGAUCCUAAUAGGUACAAGCAAUAAAUGUUUUAAGAAUUCAGUGAAUUAAUCCAAAAUUAAAAUAUAAUUAUUUAUAAUUUAACCUGGUCUUAUACAAAAAAUAUAAUUGUCAUUUGAAUUUAUAUUUUCGACGUUUUGCUCUGUUGAAACUGAGCUCGUUAAGUUACUCGAUUAUUAGACAAUAUUGCAGUAAGUAACUAAGAAACGUUUUAACUUAAUGUAUACUCAUAAGAUUAGUAUCGUUUGCGACUUAGAAACUAGUCUGGAUAUUACUGUCAAGUGAUGAGAGACGUUUGUAAUAAAGCAAUUUAUUAAACAAAA